Molecule: messenger RNA, 894 nt
Organism: Rotaria sordida
Lineage: Eukaryota; Metazoa; Rotifera; Eurotatoria; Philodinida; Philodinidae
Source: the annotation of a GenBank genome assembly
AUGAGUUCUGAUCAAAUUCGUCAAAAUUUACCGGAAGAAUCUUCUGAGUCAAUUGUUCAACGUACUAAUAAUACAGCAAAUGGAACAACGCCUUUUUCUAUGUUUUUACCAACUUCUCAUAGGCAGAUUGAAAGAAACGAUUGGAAAACCUAUAUCAAAUUUGUUAGAAACAAUAACAUUAAUUGCGUAAAUCAAUACAUCAAAUGUGGAGGCGAUUUAAAUUAUCCAAUAGAACCUCAAGGUGCAAUACAUUGUGCCGUAUUCUAUAAUUAUAUGGAAAUGUUGAAAUUGUUACUUGAAGCUGGUAUUAAUGUUAAUCAACAAGAUGAAGAUGGUGAUACAGCAUUACAUUAUGCAGUAGGACAAACAAAAAACAUUGAAUGUAUCGAUCUACUCUUACAUUACGGUGCGUGUCCAUUUAUUAAAAAUUAUUCAUCGAAUGAAGAGACACCAAUAGAUUUGGCUAUUCGACAGAAUCAUAAAGAAAUUAUUGAACUACUAACAGAAAAUAUUGAUCUUACGAAACGUUUAUGUAAAGCAGCUGAAAAUGGUGACACCGAUCUUGUUCACAUUCUAUUAACAACAACAAAAGUCAAAAUCAAUGGAAUUUCACAUGAAUUUGUGAAUCCAUUGCACGAAGCAUCACUGGCUGGUCAUUUGUCUGUAGUCAAAUAUUUAAUUCAAUGUAAUGCUAAUAUUAAUGCUAAAACUACAUCAGAAUCGACAAGAUAUAAUACACCAAUGCAUUGCGCUGCAACAAAAGGUCAUCUCGAUAUAGUGAAAUACUUACUUGAAAAAGGCGCAGAAAAAGAAAUUAUUAACAUAAAUAAACACACUCCAUUACUUUGUGCAAUUAUCAUGGAAAGAACGAAUGUUGCUGAGUAUUUAAUUUGA